Messenger RNA from Histoplasma capsulatum G186AR, 174 nucleotides. RefSeq lists its product as uncharacterized. NCBI's taxonomy places the organism in Eukaryota, Fungi, Ascomycota, Eurotiomycetes, Onygenales, Ajellomycetaceae. The transcript has 3 exons. Bases 1 to 174 code for a protein of 57 amino acids. The record is from RefSeq and is a predicted model, not a curated record.
AUGGUUGCCGCAUCUUGUGCGGCGUGGGCCACCCAAAAUUUCGCCAUUCAGCAGCCAACCGAGCUGUUGGUGAGACUGGCGAUAUCGCUGCCCAAGCUACAACCAACGAGUCGAACGGAUGGGAUCGCUAAAACUGGAUUGGGGACGCGACGUGCUGCUGGAAUUUAUGGAUAA